Messenger RNA from Ruditapes philippinarum (Manila clam), 12079 nucleotides. RefSeq lists its product as uncharacterized. The record is from RefSeq and is a predicted model, not a curated record. Lineage: Eukaryota; Metazoa; Mollusca; Bivalvia; Venerida; Veneridae.
GAAGCUUUGCUAAGAGGAAGUGUUGUGAUCACCCAGCCAACUUCUGGUCAAAAUCAGACUGAGGUUGCUAUUGUAGAGAUAACAGACGGACACUUGAGGGCAUUAGCGGAUCAAACCAUCGUGCAUGCAUACGCACAAAAUCAACAAUGGCCAGUGGAGAACAUGUAGUUGAAAAUCUGUUUGGAUUUGCUGAGCUCACAGGGGAAGCAUCUUCAACUUCCUUUGAUAGAAAGUCUGAUGAUUCUCAGAAGUUUCAUUUUGAAAAGGAAAAGAUAAAGAGGGAUACAGAUGAAGUGGUAGUUCCUAUAUUGUUUGAAAAAUCAGGUGUGAAAAAGUAUAAAGUUUUGGCACGUCAUCAAGUUGAAGAUGAUGAAGAUAUCAAAAGACCAGAUAGUUCAGAAAGAGAGUCUCCAAAUAGUGAGGAACAGAGAAAAGAAAACAUUAACAUUGAUCAAAAAACUGAAAAAAUUCAGAAAUAUAAAACAGAAACUGUUGGGCUUGUUAAGAAGUCAAAAGUUAGAAGAGUAGAGAAAAAGAAAGAGUCCUUGAUCAAAGAUAAAAAAGGGAGCUUAAAUUUAAGUAAUUUAAAGGGUAAAUUAAGUAAAGUACAUCGUUUGAAAUUCGAAGGAAAGAAAAAUAAGAAUGAUAUACAAAAAGCUGAAAAAUCUUGUGCUAAAGACCAAAGGGCAAUAAAUUAUGAAUUUCGUGAUGAUUCUGAUUCUAAUUCUGAGCUUCAAAUAAAUAGUACAGACAGAGGUGUGAAAAAUGAAAACUAUGAUAAUAGUAUUGCAAGGAAAAAAGAAAAUGUUUGUAAAAACAUAAAUUCAGAGAAACAAGAAGUAGUUCAGAAUCCAUUUAAGGUAAAAUGUCAUGUUAAGUUAAGGAGAGAUCCUUCAAUUGAAAACUUUUAUAAAGCAAAGUCUGAUGAAGUCCAUAAAGAUUCAAUUGAACCUGAACUUUCUGAUAGUGUUUUUAGAGCUGAAGAAGAAAAUGAAGUCAAAGGUGAAUGCACUAGCAGAUCCCCAUCAGUUGAAAUGAAAUCAAUAUUAAGACAAAGCAGUUCAGACGAUAGUUUAUUGAAAGCAGAUGAUAUGGUUUAUAAUGUUGAUAUACAAGUACGAAAAAGUGGACGCCUUCAAUCUGCAAAAUGUGCUUCUCGUUAUCGGGGAGAUUAUGGCAUAAGAGUAGAUACUUACAAACAGUUGGUAAAUAAAACAGCAAGUAAUUCUAUUGAAACUGCUGAAAAACAAGGAAGCGAAUUUGACCUAUAUGCACCAGUUACAGAUGACAUUAUUGAAAAUGAUUUUGCAAUCCAAAACAAAGAUUUACUUAAUGAAAAAGCUACGGAGGCACAAAUUAGAAUUGAUAUGGAGACAGUCAACCCAGAAGAGUUAAAAAAUAAAAUUGGUUUGCCUUGUUUCGAUCGAUCUAAAAGUAAUGAGGAAGCAGCUAAGGUGCAAGUUGAUAAGAUGAACAUAGAAACUGAUAAUCUUGAAAAGUCAUCAGAUCAGUUCACUGUCAUAAAAUCUAUAAGAGAUGAUAAUUUGAUUUUUGAUAAAAAUGGACGUAUGCUUACAGAAGGUGAUAUAGGUAGUUUAAGUAUAAAAGAUUUUGAUAAGGACUAUGGGAUAUGUUUAGAAGAAACUGGAUUGAACCAAGAGCCUCACACAAUUCAGUUAAAAUUAAGCACAAGUGACAGUAAUAAUACUGUAGAAAAAGAUGUUUCUGAAAAUAAUUCUAGUGAUUUAUUGAAUGAGUCAUGCCAAAUACAUGCAGAUAGACAAGUUAGAUCACAAAACAGUGCCUCACAUAUGAAAGCAAAUGAAGAUGUUACUAAUCUGUGUAGUUAUGAAGUAAAUGAAGUAAGGAAUAGAAAUUUUGCUCAAAUUGAUAGUAAGGUAGUAGAGACAGAGUGUUCCGAAGUAGCUUUUCAAGUGCCUUGUUCAGACAUGGUGGAAGGAAAUAAACCAUGUACUUGUGAUAAAAGACUUGACAAUAAUUCAUCUCAGAGUAUUGAAAAUGUAAAAAAUGGGGUAUGUGUGAAUGAUUUUGCAUCUAAAACAAAAAAUGAAGUAACUAGUCAAAAGAAAGGGAGUAAAAAUCUGCCUGAAUCUCAAAGGGCAUUUGGAAAAAUGGACGACUCUACAGAUACUUUACAAACUAAAUCAAAGUAUAGUGAUAAAGAAUCAUCACACUAUGUGCAUUCUGUGGGAAAGUCUGUGAAUAAAAUGCAGAAUAGAAUUAAAGGGAAGAAAAGGGUUGUUGAUUUGAGUUCAGAAUUGACAGAAAAUGACAAAUCGCCUGAGUGCUCCCCAGUUAAAGACCCUACAAAGAUUCUAGAAAGUUUGAGACAAAGACUUUUUGAAAGUGCUGGAGCCAAUUUAGUUGCAGCAGAUAAAGCAACCAAACAAUUUGAAAGCAAAUUGAUCUCAUCUAAGCAAAGGCAAAGUAUGAUGCAUAUUAAUUCCAAAGAAACAGUUGAUCUUGAUAAGGAUAAACACAUUAGAGAAAAUGAUUCUUCUACAAAAUCAGGAAAAUCUACACCAAAAUGUUCGACACCUAGACAAGAAGUUGAAAAAGAAAUUCUUGAAGAAGUAGCUAAAUCUCUUAAUGUAUUGCAUCAGGCAAAAAGAAAGUCUGAAAAUUUCAGUCAAGUUGGGCCUUUCAAAAGACAAAAAUUUGAGGAUAAAAAAUUCCUGCUGAGAUCCAUGAUUAGAAAAUCUGAUGUUGAUCCAAGUACAGCAUCACAUUUUCAACAAGAUGUUUUGGCAGCAGAUGAUAAUUGCAAUGAAAGACAUUUUUAUGCACAAAGAAUGGCUAAAAGUACUUGUGAAACUAAAAGUUGCCCUACAGAAAUGCUUCAACAAAAUAAUAAAUCAAAUGAUAUGAACAUGGAGAAAAGAGACAUUGAGCAAGAUAAAGUUAAUCCAAAACUUAAACCAAUUAAGUGCUCAGCUUGUAGUCAUAUAUUUAAAACCAAAGAUCUUUUGAGAAAGCAUUUUCCCUGUAGAAUAAGGCAAACAAGGACAUGGUCACAGAAUAAGUUAAGGCCCAACCGUGCUGUGAAAAGAAUUGAAAAUGGGUCUAAAAAAUUUGUAUGCAAAUUACCUAAAACAAGUAAACCAGAACCUAGCAAAUCAAGACCUCAACUUCUUACUUACAGAAAAACAAAAUUCAGGAGAGUUAAAGGGAAGCGCCGUAGAAAGUUAUAUCAACUUAUUCAAGAACUCAGACAAAAGAGAAACCCUGUUAAAUGGCGCCAUCUGAGCAUACUGUAUGAUGAUCUUUCAUUUAAAGAACAAUGUUUAUACAAGCUUGGUUUGAUCUGUAUUGGUAGUGCAGCCGAGGGCCUUGAAAGAUAUACUGCUGAAGACAUUACCGUAUUUGAACAGCACAGGGCAAAGGAAAAAUGCCUCACAGAAGAUGCACGAAAUUUUGUACAUUCCAUUCCUGACAUUUCAAAACCAUUAUCUGAUUUAAAUGUAAGUACUGAGCUUAGUACUGAUAACCAAGAAUCAGACUUUUUUUCACCAAAACAUGUGAUAAAUUUUCCUCAGGAAAGCCUCCAAGAGGCAAACUGUGAUAAUGACAUAGUAACGCAAGAAGAAAAAUGUGGUGCUACAAACCAAUUUUCUGUUGAUAAAACUAAUGAGAAUGGUUUAAAGGAAAUUUCUCAAUUAGAAACAAAAGACAGGAACAAACCAAAUAUAGAUCUCAGUCAUGUAUUAUACCCAGGUAUUGAAGUAAGUGAAGAAGAAACCAAUAUUGAAAAAAUUGUAGAACUUAAAGAUCUUGAAACAUUCAAUGCGAAUAUAAGUUUGCAAGAAUGCAUUGAAGUAGUUCCUAACUCAGAAAUUGAUGUGGCUUGUGAAAAUAAUGUUAAAUUGACAUGUGUUGAAGAAAUUACAACUCUAAAAGAUGCUCAGUUAGAAACAUUUACAGAAGUUGCUGAAAGCUAUCAUUGUUUUGAUGUUGCACAAGAGCUGUCACCAGAAACUAAAGAAGUGGUUUCAAUUAAAAGCUGUACAGUUAAAAAUCCUCUGAAGAAAGCAGAUGUUUCUGAAAUAAUUAUUAAAGAUCUUGUAGAUAUAAAUAAAUCCAAAAUUGUUGAACCUAUGGAUAAAUCAUGUGAUAAUAAAAACAUAGUAUGUCAACAAAAUUCAUUGAAAGAAACCUCCAAAAGUGAAUCUAUGUUGAUGAAUGAAAUUAUAAAUACUAACAUAUUAUUGACUCAUUCUGACAUGUAUAUUGAGAAUGCACCAAUUGUGAAAGCACAUUCUGAUAGUAAAGAUGAAAACAUUGAAUAUGGAAUUUUGACAUCAGAGGAACCAGCACAUAUAGAGUCACCUUCAAAGAAUGUUGAAACAUAUAAACUUACGAAAAAAGUAUCAGCAAAAUUCAAAUGCCCUGCUGUACCAGAUAUUGAAUUGUAUCACCAGACAGCAGUAAUAGAUGAUAAGCUUCUUGCUGCAACACAACAUACUUCACAAAAGGAAAUAUUGAACAAUGAAAUUUCAGAAUGUCCUGGUACAUUAUCACAAUAUAAAACAGACUUAAUUUCUAAUGUUUUACUUCAAGCAAAUGGAAAUUUUAAUGGCAUUUUGAAAAAUGUUGAAGACGGUGACGAUGGAAUCACUGAUAUUAGUUUAUCAAAAGUUGAAAAGACAGAUGAUAUUGAUGGUAAGGAUGAAAAUAUGAAAACUCUUUCACCAGUUAAGGGAAUUUUAAAGAAAACAUGCCCAAAGAAAGAGAAUGCUGUGUUAGCAGUUCUUGAACAAGAUGAUGGAUUGUCUGGUGAUGAGCACACUGAAAAGUCCCCAAAAAAGAAGAAAAUUGAUUUCAAAACAUAUGCAAAGAGGAAGGGAUUGAUUAAAGAUGAUGAUGUGAAGGCCAAUAAAAGUAAACAAGUGGAAUUACACAAUAAUGAAAAUGUCAUAAACAACAGGAAAGAUAUCGAUGAUAGUGAUAAAGAAUGUAUGAGGUCAGAGCCAAGCCAAGAGAUCGAAGAUGGUUUAUUAGGUCGAUUACUAGAUGCUGUAAAUCUCAUAGACAGUAUAAUAGAGGAGCACAAAGAACAAACAGAUUUAGAAGAAAAGGCAGAUUCAUACAGCGCCAUUACUCCAGAGAUGGCAUUUAAAGCCUUAGUUGCAAAUAAUACAGCAGAAGACAAUGAAUGGGAAAAUUCAGUUAACAAACCAUAUGAUAUUGAAAGAAUAUACCCAUAUUCUGGAAUUGAUGAGAGAAGCUUAGAUGAAGAAAAGAUGCAUUCAACCUAUCUGUCAGGAAUCAGUGAUGGUGACUUUUAUGAACAUACGAGUCUUGACAAAUGUCCAACUGACUUAUUGAGGAAGAAUAUUUCUAAAUGUACUGAAAGUAAUCAAGAUGAAGUCUUACCUUGUGCAUAUUCUGCCAUUACUGAAAAUCUUGAGAAUGUCAGUCUAAUAAGCAUACUGAAUAAUGAUGAGAUGAAAAGUGACACUGAAAAUAUUAAAGAAGAUGAUAAUGAUAAGGACUUAGAUGAAAUUAUUACCAGAUCCAGCAAAGAUGAGCAGCCUUUGACUUUGAUUGAAGUGGAUACUAACAUAAGAAAUGUUAAAGUCUCGCAAUCUGAAAUGCCAAUCAAAGAAGCUAAGAUGAUUGAAAAUAAGCUUAUGACUGAAAUUGAAAGACAGGAUGAAGCAGUGUGUCAUGAAAGAAUAAGGAGAAAAGAUAGUAAGAAAUAUGAAAAAAAGGAAAGUGAAAGUAAAGAAGUUGAGAUAAAGUAUACACAUUGUAAUACCAAACAAGGUACAGAAAAAAUUGUAACAGCUACUAAUCAGUGUUUGCUAGAGGAGAAAAAAGUCAGUCUAAGCCAGGAGGAUGUCUAUAAAAAUGUAAAUCUUAAAGAAAAAACAGAAAAAAUAUAUGUAGACAAUGAGAAAGCUGAUAAAUACUCUAAUCCUGAAAUCUUGAAAUCACCUGAAUUGUUAGAGACAAAAGAAAUGAAAAGUGUAAAUGAAAAUACUGCUAUUAAAGAAAGCAAAAGAGAUUUCACCAUUAAAUAUGAAAUGAAUGGAAUUGUAGUGAAGGAAAAUCUGCUUACUGGAGACAAAAAUGUUGUUGAAAAUAGCUCUCCAUUUAGAAGUUCUGCUGAAUCAGAGAGUAACUGUGAAUCAGAACUAGAUGUGUCAUCAAUUGCUGACAAUGGUUUAGGUUUUGAUAGAACUCUACAUUUUCCAGUGGAUGGUGAUGUUAAAGUAUGCAUCAAUGAUUUUGAAAAUGUUGAGACUGAUGCUAUAUCAAACAAUGAAAAUGAAUUAGAAGUUUCUACAGUGAGAGAUAGCCUUAAACUUUCAGGUGGAGAGGAAUUUUUUGAAGAAGAGACAAAAGAAGAACCUGACCACAUUCAAAAAAGCAAGAUGACACUUGAUAAGCUCACAGAAGUAGUUGUGCACUUGAGGAGAGAUGAUGUGGUAGAUGAAAAUGCUCUUGAAAUAGAAGCAGUUAAUGAUGAUAAUUUACCUGGCGAAAAUAUUUCAGAUGUACAACUAUCUGUUAGUGAUAUUUUUGAUCAAAAUACCUCAACAGAAAAUGUUAAAGAUGAACAAUUGCAAGAUGAAAAAAUUAAAUUCGCAAAAAAGAUGCCUGAUGAUAACUCGAUUGGAUCCCCACCUGUUUUAGAGAAAGUGGAGGUAUCUGAAGAAAGCAUGGAUGACCAAGAUGAAGAGCUAUCUUGUCCAGCAACAGAAAUUUCAGUGGAAGGAGAACCUCCACUUUUAGAACCUCAGCAUUUAGAUAAAGAUGAACAUGGCAAAUCACAACAUUUGAAAGAAAACACAAAUGAAUUAUCUGAGCUGGAGAUGAACAAAUUCAAACAAGACAAGUUAGUAAGACAAGAGAGACAUUUUCUUGAUAUUCUAAGUAUAGUUAGUUCUGAAACAAAAGAAGCAAAUAUGUUUUCUGCAUUAGGCAACAAAUUAAAUAACUUUGAAGGAGAUGGUUUGUCACAAUCAGAAAAAGUUCGUAAUGUAGACCUUUAUAAAGAAGACUCACCUUUUAAUGAAGACAUUGGACGAAAUUUUUCAGAUGUGAUAAGUGAACCAAUAGAAACACCAAAGUCGCCAAAGUCAAAGUUACAAUUUCUCUUUGAUAAAAGUGAAAGUGUUGAUAUAACUCUAACUCAGAUUAAAGAUGUUUUAUCACCUUUUUCUAAAAAAGGUAAAAAGAAGUCAAUUUCAAAAGAAUCUCUUUUAAAAAUUAAGUCUGGGAUUGCAAACCUGUUAUUGAAAGCUGAAAAUCCAGCUAUAAAAUAUCCAGCAUGUUUAAACAGAGAUUCUCUUCUUAGCAUUACAAAAAAUAAUACUUGUGAGGAAACGUCAGGUUGUAAAGAAGAUGAAGCUGAAACAGAAAGCACAUGUGAUGAACGAAGCAUUGAAAAUGUUGAAAUUUUAAGUGAUGGUUCUGAAGCAGAAGUUACUAAAAAAGAACACAUAAAUGAAGGUUCUGUUACAGAUAGUAUACUUCAGAUGCUAGAUUCUCUGGAGGACAAAGGACGUGUUGCUGAGAACAUGUCAAAUUUGUUAAAGAUUUUAUCUGAAAAUCUAAGAUUUCUCGGGAAAGGUAAUAUAGAAGAUUUAAAUUCUGAUUCUGACUAUAGUUACAGUGAAGAAACCAAUCUAAUUUGUACCAGUUCAACAGAAAAUACACAAAGAGAAUUAAUUGCAGACUAUCUUGAAGAGGGAGAACAGCCCCCAUCUUUAGAUGAUAUUCCAACUGCAAGCAAUUUAGAAAAUGCACAUGUCAUUGAUUUCUCAAAAGGUAAUGAAGUCAAUUCACUUGAGACAAUUUCAGUUUAUAACAAGAUUGAUGACGAAUAUAAUUUAGGUAAAAGAGAUUCACUUAUUGAUAAAAAUGAACAAGAAAGUAAAAGAGGAGUUGAGAAGGAAGCAUUUUUUCACAUUGAAUCUAAUAAAUGUGCAAGAAAGAUAGAGAAUGAAGUAAUAGAUUCAGAAACACUGAUGAGGGACAGUAAAAUGGAAGGGAUUUUUAAGACUGGCUUCAAUUUUGAGAGUUCUGAAGACAGCCUUACAUUGACUUGUGACCAUACAAAAGAUGAUAAACGAAAAGCUACAACUAUUUUUAAAAGCAUUACGGAGUUAAAUUCAAUAGAAACAGAUGAGGAAUCAACAACAGAUGAGCCGUUUGAUCCAGUCUCAAUGUCGGCAAGAUUGUCAGAAUUAAAGUUACUUUCAAAAGACAAUAAUAGAUGGGAGUUUAAUUCUGAUUUUAAUUCAGAUGACGAAAAACUCGAUUACUAUGAUUCAGAUUAUGAAAAUGAUGCUGAAACACAAACUGGAGAUGCCAUAGAAGUUACAAGAGAAGAGGUAGAUUUGAUGAAAGGAAAUCACAUUGAACUUGAAGGAAUCAAAAGUGUUGAUUCUAAAAUAAAAGAACAUGUCACUGAUUUUUUUGGGAAUCAAGAUAGUGGUAGUGAUGAAAAUGAUGAAUAUAUAUCAGAUGGAGAAAUAUCAAACAAUGAAAAAUCUAAAUCUGAUUUGUUGACCCAGAUUAAUGUUAUUUCAAAACCUAAUAGUAAUCCCAAUUAUGAUAAAGAAACAGAGAAAGAUAAGCAAAAUUUGCUACAAACCAUUGCCAAUAAUGCUGAGUUUAUUAAGCAAAUUCCUCAAUCAUUUGCUAUAAAGUCACAAACAAACACUCAUUUUGAUGAUGUGCCUGAUUCUCAUAGAUUUGAAGAGUUUGAGAAAGGAACUACAAAAACUUUAGAAAAUAUAGAAGAGGAUCAAUCCAAAACUAAAAAUAUAGAAGACGAUAAAUCAAAAACUAAAAUGAUAUCUGAAAGCUCAGCAUAUUCUUCGUCUGAACACAUUCAAGAUAGAUACAGGGUUGAUAAUAUAUUCACAAGCCUUGAGAAAGAAAUCAAACAAACAGUAGUAUAUACAUGUUCUAACACUGACCAAAAGGAGCAUUUACUCACAUUAUCAGGUGAAUUGCACGACAAUGAAAACAGUGAUAGUCAUUCGUCAAAAGCAGUUAAAGAUCCUUUAUCUGAUCUUCAAAAAGACUUCAGUGAUGACGAAAUUUGGAAGAAUGAACAUUGCCAGACUGACAGUCAAACUAUGAAGUCUACAAUUGGAAGUUUGAACAAAGUUGUAAGUAUGACUAAUGUAGGUAAGGACAGCAUCUCUGUGGCAAUUGAAGCAAAGGAUAACUUAAAUAGUGAUAAGAAUGUAUCAGAGUGUAUUGAAGACGAUGGUGAUCUUAAGUUAAUAUUGGAAGUAGAUGUACUAAAUAAAAAUCAAGAUAAGCCAGUAUUAAGAAAAGAAGGGGAAGAAAGCAUGGGUUUGCAGGAUGAUAAAAUAGUUGAUGGAAUUGAACACAACCAGAAACUUACAACUCAAACUGUUUCAGUUUUAUCUAGAAUAAAUGAAGACACCUCUGAAACAGUGACAUAUGAAGAAAAUGUAGAUGUUGAAGAGGAUUUAUGGGGGAAAAAUAAUGAUGAAAUAAACAAGGAUAAAGAAAAAUUAGAUGGUGUGAGAGUGAAUGAAGAACAUAAAGCCUUUCAUACCUUAGCUCAGGUUGAUAAGAAUGAAAUUGAUGCAAGUUUUAUUACAAGUGACAAAAUGUCAUCUUUGAUAAAGGGAAAUAGAUCUCAAGGUUUUAUACAGGAAGAUGGUUUUGAAAAUACUGAUAUAUUUAUUGAUAAGCAAGAUGCUACAACAUUAGAAGUGAUGUCAAAUGAAGAUAAAAAUACAGUCAAAAAGGGAUCAACAUCAUUAAAUAUUGAUGAUGACUUAUCAGACAAUUUCUGUGAAUCCAUUGCUGAGAAAGUAAAAAGAAAGCAAAGGGAGAGAAGCAAAUCUGUUUGUUACAACUUCAAUCCAUGGUUGUAUUAUAGUGCUGCAUAUGUAAGGGAAGUAACCAAACCAGCAAAAAAAGAAUUUAGUGUCUUUAGAAGUUCAAUUUUAGAGAAAAGAGCCAGAGAAAAAAGUUUUUCCCCAGACAAAGAAUUGUCAUGUUCAACAAGGAAGAAAAGAAAUAGUUCAGUCCCUAAGGAAGACAAAUAUGAAACUGAACAUGAAAAUGAUCACACCAAAGGUAAAAGAAUGUUUCAUGAUCAACAUUCAGCUUUUCAGAUAAAGCCCUGUUCUGUACUUAUUAACAAAUUAGGAGAAGAUGCAAUUCUUAGAUAUACAAGAAGGAAAAGAAAACUUGAGGAAAGUACAACAGAAAGCAGGCCACCAAUAAAAGUAACAAUUAAAUUGAGUCAAAUUGUGUAUCCCCCUCCAAAUUCUCCAUAUGGGUCAACUUCAACCUCCUCUGAUAAUUACAGGUCUGGUUACGAAAGUUGCAGUGAAGAAUCUGAAACUGACACUUUGUACGAAACUAAACAUGACAAAGAAUUUGCACCUAACCCAAUGAUAGUUGAAAAUGUACGAGAUGUUAAUGGUAGUAAUGAAAAAGAUAAAUCUGAAGUAAACAAUAGAGAACCAUUGAAGAUCAAAAUAAGAACAUUACGGCCUAAAGUGAGUAGUAAUGAGGAAAAUCAGAUUUCAGUUGGUUCCUUUCAAAAGAAUGAACAAAUUGAUGAUUUUGUGGGAAGUUUUAAUGAAUUAUCAAGUGAAGGCAACACAGGGACAAGCUCUUUAGAGUUACUUGAAUCUGAGGUUCUUCUUGAUAUUAAAAGAGAGUGUGAAAAGGUGAAAUCCAGGGAAGACAAUGUCAUGUUUUAUUUAAGUGAAGCCGAUAGUGACAAGGAACAGAAAAAAUCAGCGCAGCAAAUAUCUGAAAUGAAGGACAAAGAUGUACAAGGAACCUUUGGACUUAGAGUGUUCUCAAAAAGCUCAGUACAGGCUGAGUGUGGAGAGUCAGAUAUAGACUUGAGUGAAUCUGACACUGAUUUCACUGAUUCUGAACUUCAAGAAAAGAUUGACAAAAUUCUGAAUUCAAAAAGUAGGGAUGAUUGUUCAGAAGUAACUAUUAAAGAUGAUGAAAAUAAUAAAAAAUCUUUGCUUAAAGGUAAAAAUCCACUUAUUAAAAUGAUAGUAAGUGAUUUGCAUCUCAGUGAAAGUGAAUCUGGGUCUGAAUAUGAAAAUAAUGUCAAAACUGAUGUGGAUAUUAAACAUACAGAAAAAAAUAUUUUGCAAGAAAAUGCUCAACUGGAAGAGUUAAAUCUUCAAGAAAGUAAGGAUUUAGAAUUAGAGGACAAAUUAUCACAAGAUAAAGUGUUGCCUCUGCUGAAUGUUACAGAGAAUAUUACAAAUACUGAAGAUGAAUACAUUGAUAAACAUAUAUCUGAAGAUACUGUACAUGUCACGGAAAAAUGUUUUGAAACCAUGAUUACUAAAGACAUUGAACCCAAUCCGUCCAAUUUAAUAGAAAGAAGCACUUUUCAUGAAGUAACAGAUAUAGGUGUUCUGCAGCCAGAGCAAGCAAUUGCAUCAAGUAAAAGAACUAAGCCUUCUAAGCAAGAUGAUCUGAAAAGUCCCGCCCUAAACAUUGCCAGCCUUCUUCCGGAUGAAGGCCAUGUUGUUGAACACAAAACUCCUGUAGUAACAAACACAAAAAUUGUUUUGGAACCUCUAGAUUUAUCAGUGAAUUCAAAGAACAGUGUACAUAUAUCAGCAGGGUUAUCUUAUGAAGAAGAAAUGGGAAAAAGAAGUAAUAUUACAGAAUCUGUAAUAGAUCUGUAUCCAGACAAUCCCAACCUAAAGAAUGGACCAUUGAUGCCAAGGAAAACUUUAAAUGAAACAGUAGUAGAUAAAGACAAAGAAAGAACUAAAUUAAGUGUUGCAGCAGCUGACUUAAAGGUUUAUGACCACCAUUCCAAUGAUAAAAUACUUAAUUCUCAGGAAAUACUAAACAAAGACAAAUGUAAUCAACAAAACAGUGAUGAAAUUCAAGAACAGAUUAUUGGGGUUGAAUUAGAUUCAGAUUUAAAUGAUGCAAGUUAUUAUGAAAAAACAGAUUUAGAAAUCGGUCAAAAGACUGAUGUUAAAAAUUGUCCAGAAGGCAAUGAUAAUGCGAAUGGUAUAGAUAUUCCUGAAAAAGUUUUAGAAAGUUCUCAAACUUUUGAGGA